Hyaloscypha bicolor E is the source of this 743-nucleotide messenger RNA. RefSeq lists its product as uncharacterized. The transcript is spliced from 2 exons. Lineage: Eukaryota; Fungi; Ascomycota; Leotiomycetes; Helotiales; Hyaloscyphaceae. The record is from RefSeq and is a predicted model, not a curated record. Bases 1 to 537 code for a protein of 178 amino acids.
AUGCUGGAGAUCCCACAGCAGGGGAAACGUCGCGCGCUGUUCCGCAGCCAAUCGAGGCGUCGGAAAACGCGAGAUUUAGCAUCGUACAACAACGAAUCCAAAGAGACCAGCCCGCCAAGGCCUAGAAGCACAGGACAACACUCUGCUCGCAUCUGGCUUGUCGGGACGACGCUAGCUCCAUUUGCCGCUCCACACUCCCACUGCUUGGCCGAUUCCGUCGACCGUCGACCAUCGACCGUGGGCCGCCGGGAGGGAACUCAGCAGUUGAGUGAGCGUGAGGGCCAAGGAACCCUCUGGCGCGCGGUUUGGACCGGUUGGGUCAGGCAAUGGCAUGCGAAGUCAACAUGCGCCCCAAGCAGAGGGGGAGAUUGCACACUGAGUCCGAGUCAGCAAGCUUCGGUGGCCACAGCCAUCAGACCAGCAGACAGGCCAAACCCCAGGAGUGAGGAGAGUGUGCCUUAUCAAAAUGUCCGAGGGGUCAGAUCGGUGCGGCCCAGCAUCGUCGGGCUCCCAGAGCUUCAGAAUUCAGAAGAAUAAUCUGAGAAAAAAGAAGUCUGGCUGCUGCUGUUCUCCAGCCUUCAAAGUUCAAACGCUCUCCGCGCGGCGGUGAAGAAGGCUAGCAUCGGCGACCUUCUCCAUUUGGCAAUCGACUGCAGAGUAUAUCCCAACUUGUCCAGCUCGUGGCCGCAUUUGGAUCUCCUUCGAACGGCUGCAUGUUCAGCUGAGGCUCUAGAAUGCAAAAG